This is a messenger RNA of Thalassophryne amazonica, 1866 nucleotides long. It is a transcript of the gene agt, whose product is annotated as angiotensinogen. Gene Ontology annotation, biological process: regulation of systemic arterial blood pressure by renin-angiotensin. Gene Ontology annotation, molecular function: serine-type endopeptidase inhibitor activity. The record is from RefSeq and is a predicted model, not a curated record. The transcript has 7 exons. Bases 150 to 1562 code for a protein of 470 amino acids. NCBI's taxonomy places the organism in Eukaryota, Metazoa, Chordata, Actinopteri, Batrachoidiformes, Batrachoididae.
AAUCAAUACUGAAUUGGGUAAUCAGUAACUAGAAUGGGUGCUGAACAAGUUUAAGAAAGGCAGCAGAGAACUGGGAGUUCAUGAAACAAACACCUCGCUCAGCUGCAGCAGAUACGACGGAAUUAACUUGACAACCAACAAAAGGCAAAAUGCAGACGCUACAGACCAUUCUCCGACUACUCCUCACUUUGUUAUACUGCCGCAUCUCAGCAAGUCAAGGCAACCGUGUCUACAUCCACCCGUUCCACCUCUUUGCGGCCGAAAAUGUCACCUGUGAGACUCUGCAGACCCAAAGCAACAAGCAUUUGGAGACUCCUGUGGCCACACUUCCUGUGGCACCUCUCGACAUUGAAGUCCUCACACCUAGCAGCAGGGGCCCAUCAGAAGAGAGUGUGCAAAAGCAGAACAUCACAGAGAGAACAUCUGUUCUGGCCGCACUGUCAAACGCUAUAGGUCUUAGGAUGUACCACGCUCUUAGUAGCAACCAGCACAGCACCAACACCUUCCUCUCUCCGAUCAACACCUACGGAUCCCUUGUUACUUUCUGCUUGGGAGCCUCCAAGAAGACAGCAAGCUUAUUCCAGUUUCUUCUGGGCCUGAGCAGUGACACCGAUCGUGAGGACUGUGUGUCACUAGUGGAUGGGCACAAGGUUCUCAAGACCCUACAGAGCAUAAACUCUUUGGCGGAUGAUGGACCCAAAGAUGAAAUCACCACCCAGGUCUGGGCCUUCACUCGGCAGGAUGUUCAGCUGUCUGAAGAAUUUAUUCAAGGCACACACGACUUCUCCGAUGCCUCCUUUAUCCGAAGCGUGGAUUUCUCAAAUCCUCAAGCAGCAAAGGACUUAGUGAACAGCUUUGUGGAGAAGACAUCAGCUGGGAAGUUGAACAACCUCUUCAAAAAUCUGAACUCCAGCACAGAUCUUCUGUUCAUUAGUUCUUUCAACUUCCAAGGCAGCUGGAAAACAGCUUUCCAACCACAAAAGACCUCCUUGCAGGAGUUUCACGUGGAUGAAACAACCACAGUAAUGGCUACCCAGAUGACCCACACAGGUCGAUACUACUAUUUGAAUGAUAAGGUACGCCAGUGCAUUGUUGUGAAGCUGCCUCUAAGCAAGCGAUACCUCUACAUGUUGUUGGUCCUCCCCCACAAAGGAGCCAAACUUGAUGGCAUCGAGUCCGAACUGCAUAGUAACAUCAUGUUCGACUGGCACCAGAGUCUCAAGGAAGGUUUGUUGGAGCUGUCAAUACCGACGUUCUCCUUGUCCUCUGUGACUGAUCUGCAUGACUUGCUCACCAACAUGAAUCCAAAAGUAGAGACCAAACUUUUGGGAUCUCAGGCCAAGUUCAGCCAGCUGAGCAACUCCACAGCUUUUACUAUUGAUAAGGCGGUCAACAUAGUCCUAUUUGAGAUGUCAGGGGAAGAAGUCGAACAUGAGGAGAAGAUCCAUGAAGAAGGAGUUCCUCUGACGCUGUCCUUCAACCGGCCGUUCUUUUUUUCUGUCUUUGAAGGACAUUCUAAUGCCAUUCUCAUGCUGGGCAAGAUCAGCAAUCCUGCACUCUAAACACCAACAAAAGCUUCUGACAAAUAUCUUGUAGGAGCCCCGUGACUUCACACUGUGCUUCAUCCACCAAAGCCAACAUGCUGCAGCGGCUGAUAUCAGUCACUCUGUUGACAUAAUGUCAUUUUUCAGCAUAAUUGAGUCAUAUUCUGUAGAUGUAUGAUCUAAAAAUUCUGCAAAAUUAGUCACCUUUCACUAGUUUACUAAUCUUGUGGUUGACAGUCGGUAUUCCCAUCACAGUAUUUAUGGACUUUUUAAUGUGAACUUGAAAAGUAGAAUUGAAGCAAACAGAUAAAAUCCUAAAAAA